CGGCAAUAUCCUCAAUCUCGUGGCUCGUUCCAUUGCCUACUCAGCCAACCAACACUCCUUCCUUCUCUUCCGUUUCCAGCAACCGUGCGCCGCCACCACCACUUCCACCACUUCUCCUCCCCCGCAAAUAGAUAAACACAUCCAUUCUCAAAAGUUCAUUAACGUUCUUUGCACAUCAUCCAUCAUGCCUAAGAUCACAGAGAUUUUCUUCGAUUGCGAUAACACCCUCGUCCUCUCAGAGGAACUGGCCUUCGAGGCCUGCGCCGAUCUCGCCAAUGAGAUCCUCGAAAAGCAGGGCCUCACCGUCCGUUACACCGGUGAAGAGCUCAUCAAAGACUUUGUCGGCCAGAACUUCCGUGGCAUGAUGCAGUCUCUUCAGGCCAAGUUCAAGUUCGAGCUCACCAAGGAGGAGCUCGAGUCAUAUGUUACAAAGGAAGAAGACAAGGUUAUCGCUAAGCUGCUUGAGAAGGCCAAGCCUUGUGUUGGUGCCACUGAGCAGGUCGAGAAGCUCUUCAAUGAGAAGAAGUACGAUCUCGCCGUCGUUUCCUCCUCCGCUCUGCGCCGUGUCCGUGCUUCUAUCCAGAAGGUCGGGCAGGACAAGUUCUUCGACCACGACAAGGUCUUCAGUGCCGCCACUUCUCUUCCCAAGCCCACCUCGAAGCCUGACCCUGCCAUCUACCUCCAUGCGCUCGAGAAGUGCGGAAAGACGCCAGAGGAGACUGUUACCGUUGAGGACAGUAUUUCUGGUGCUCUGAGUGCAAUUCGCGCCAAGAUUGCAGUCAUUGGCUACGUCGGCAGCUACACCACUCAGGAGAAGCAGGAAGAAAUGGCCAAGCGUCUCACUGACCUCGGCGCUCAGGUUGUCAUGAGAGACUGGAGCGAAUUCCCUGAAUGCCUCAAGAAGAUCGAAGGCGAGGAUGCUUCCGUCGCUUCUCUUUAAGUUGCUUUCCAAGUUUCGGUUCUACACGAUGUCACGACAGCGGGCGCAUUUCCUUUCUUCAAUUUCGGUUAUUUCAUUUCAGUUUUCUGAAGAUUACUCUACAAACAUGCUCCCGCACUUUGCUUUUACCAACCGCGGGAGACGGUCCCGCUCUCCUUUUUGCGGCCAAGUCUUAGCAGGGAGCAUAUCUGCGCUCGGCCUUUUACAUCCAGAUUCUUUCGGGUGGGUAGACGAAUUAGUGAUCCCUUGAUUAAAGCAUAGACAGGUUCUGAUGGACACAGAAGAUACCCAUAGCCUGCAACAGACAAUAAAAAGAGAAUUAAAUCUGUCUUCCGUUA
Molecule: messenger RNA, 1278 nt
Organism: Aspergillus nidulans FGSC A4
Lineage: Eukaryota; Fungi; Ascomycota; Eurotiomycetes; Eurotiales; Aspergillaceae
Product: HAD family hydrolase
Exons: 2
Coding region: 185-940 (251 amino acids)
Molecular function (GO): hydrolase activity; phosphatase activity
Source: RefSeq, a predicted model, not a curated record